Schistosoma curassoni is the source of this 335-nucleotide messenger RNA. The record is from the annotation of a GenBank genome assembly. Lineage: Eukaryota; Metazoa; Platyhelminthes; Trematoda; Strigeidida; Schistosomatidae.
AUGCACAUACGUACAGGUUCUACAUUUAUGACUGACUGGUAUUCUCAGAAACCUACCACUCUUCAGAUUUUAACAGCAUUUCAUGCAUAUCAUCCAACACCAACAACAGAAGAAUUGUGUACAUCAAAUGUUAAACUAGCCUUUGAACUUAUUCAAGCAGCUGGUAUGGUUGAACCUGCAGCAAAACUUGAAGAAAUUGUUGCAGGCGAUAGCAGUGCUGUAUUACGCGUGUUGUAUGGCAUCUACUCAUAUUGUGCACAUAUGGAGGAUGAACAACGUCGGUAUGAAAUAAAUAAUAUUCGGGAACAGGGUGAGAUGGAUGAAUAUUACGGUAA